Python bivittatus (Burmese python) is the source of this 2815-nucleotide messenger RNA. RefSeq names its product break repair meiotic recombinase recruitment factor 1 (gene BRME1). NCBI's taxonomy places the organism in Eukaryota, Metazoa, Chordata, Lepidosauria, Squamata, Pythonidae. Gene Ontology annotation, biological process: double-strand break repair involved in meiotic recombination. The record is from RefSeq and is a predicted model, not a curated record.
AUGGCACAGAGGUUGGUGUUGAAUGUUAUACCGAUUGGGCACAGGCCGGAUGCAUCAUCCCCCGUAUUCAUUUCGUUUCUGCAUAACGCUGAGAUAGAGAAGCCGUUUGUUGGUUUUAUUUUUUCCCUCUCAAAAGAAGAAAAUAAGGAGCACAGCAUUUCUAAGCCAAAGAAGAAUCUUAGAAGGAAAAUGCAGUUGACAAGAGAGAGUGAUCUAGAAAUGUUAACCCAAGGUUCUCAGAUUAGUAAUUCUCCCUCUACAGCAGGAGUAUAUGAAGAAUGUAAAGAAAAUUUGGAAGGAUAUCAGGAUAUAAGCUCUGUCAAGAUAGUUAAGGCUUCUUCUGAGUGGAAAGAGCUAGAUUAUACUAACAUUGUACUUCCUUCUUCUCAAGAUGGGAAGCUGGUAUCGACAUUUACAAAGUCAAAAAAAUCAUUGAUUAAAAGAAAGGAAAGAAAUUUUGAGGAAACUACAAUUUGGACAAAAGAAGGUCAACACAUGGAUACAAAUGUAUCUAGUACAGCAGUAAUUCAGAACCCAGUUACAUCUGCAGAAUUGUCAGUGACAAAGAUGGAGAGUACUAGAGAUCAUAUAAUCCCUCCCUGUGAGAAAAUAAAUGAAAGACUAGAUAUCAAAAUGCAAGAUAAAUAUGGGAUUAGAAAAAUAAAUAAUGAUGCCACAUCAGGAUUAACUGAUUCACAAGCAAGCAGCUAUGAAAAAGAAAUGUCACAAAAGCAGCUUUCCUUUUUUCUGUGUGCAUCAAGUAAUAAUGAUGUGAAUGAUUCUGAAAAGAGGGCUCUCCCUAUAGAGCCGCUUAAAUGCCAACUGGUUAAGCAGAUGAAUGUAGGCAUGUUGCCAGAAGAUAGGAUUAUUGACCAUAUUAAAAGUAGUCAAAAUGAAGAAGUGUGUCUGGGCAGUUCAGACACAAAUGUGCCACAAAAUAAAUCUAUGCAGGUUAUCUUGAAAGCAGAUGAAACAGAUGACCCUAACUGGACUAAAAAUGGAAACAGGAAAGAUUCAAGUUCUCUUGAAUACAUAGAUAGCCAAAUCCAAAGGGAGACCAGCAUGAUUCAACUCCCAGUUAUAACAGAUAUAUUAAUUCCUACAUCAGGAAAACUGAACAGUUCUCUGUGUACAGUUAGUGCAGAUAAACAGAGAAAUGAUGAUGCCAAAGAAAGAGAGAGCCUUCCAGAUAAAAAUGGAAAAGGUGAAGAACAAAAUGUGAAUUGUACAUGUAGCAGUAUUGAAAUUUCUGAAUCUGGAGCCUCAUGUUAUAAAUCCAUACUUACUAAAAAAAACAUUGAUCAGCAGAACCUGGAGACAAAUGGCAAACCUGUAGAGAAAGGCAUUAGAAGCAUAGAUGCAGUGGAAAACAGUCCUUGCAGAAGAGAGGCAAUUCUGGCAGAGCAAAAUAGCAUCAAACACCAAGGUAUUUCUGAGAAAGAUUUUCCAUAUGUUCAGCCUGUGUAUCCUUAUUUGGAAAAGGAAGUAGAUCAUUGUAAACCAACUUGUGACCAGAUCAUUUUAAAAGGCAGCCUGAUUUCCUCACAGUCUGAUGAGGAUGUUCUGUCCGAAAGCAGAAAAUUCUCAGUGGAAGACGUUUGCAGAAAGGAGAGCAUCUAUAACUCAACUGAACUAAAUGUUCCUACUCUGUUGAUCCAAAACCAGAAGACAAUUUGUUCUGAACAUGUGUUGUCUAAUAUGCAGCAAUCAGAAUUCAAUAGAAAUAAUUUGAUUACAGACAAUAUUAUGGAAGCAUUGUCAAGUAAAAAUGUUGCUGAGAAAACAGUGAUCAAGGCAGAAACAAAACAUAUGGCAGAUGAAGAAUCAGCCCAGUGUGAAGGAAACAAGAACAAACCUGACCAGGUGGAAAGCAGCCUUUCCUCUGUAGAGAUUCCUCCACCACAUGUGUUGAGUGACCCCAGUAAGGAAAUUAAGGCUCAGUCAAAAGUCCAAGGGUCUUUUGUUGCGUAUGGGACAGAUUCCAGCAUCAGUGCACCAAGUGGUCUUGACAUGGUAGCUCAAGCAUAUUCUCCUUGCCCAGAUUCCUUUUCUCUGGAUCUGGAAUCUCUGCCUGACACUCAGUUAGAGGGCAUCUUGGAAAGCCACAGCCUUGAAUUUCAAUCACAGAAAACAUGUGUUCUGAAUGAUUUACAGAUAUGUUCCAAGGACAAAAGUAAUCAGUAUGCUGCAAGAAAACAAGGAGAAAAUAAAACACCACCCCCUGAUUCUACUAAAAUACAUGCAAAUAAUGUCAGAGAUGAAACAAAGAAGAUUUGUGAUCCAUCCAAACAGGAAGAUGCAACAGAUGUUGUUUAUGGACUAAUUAAGGAACUGUCUAAUCUCAAUCGGUUGAUCAUGAGUACACACAGAGAUCUGGAUUCCUUCAAGAGACUGAAGUCUCGGAGAAGCAGGCAACAUGGGAAGCUCCUAUCCCACAACAUGAAUAAUAUGACAAGUAUGGUCCGUGCAGUGAAAAAGAAGAGAGAAUUAUAACAUGUAGAUUCUGUUAUUCCCCACAGGAUUUAUAAGAAUGUUUGGUCUGCUAUUUGGCACAGGUUUUUUUAUUCUAUUUCUCACAUUUUUCAACUGUCAGUUACUUUUCAUUUCAAUAAAAUGGAUUAACAAAGAGUACUUUUUACCUUUGCUUCAGCACCCAACUGGUUACCUCAAUUGCGAGAAGAAUUAAAACCAAUGACCUGAAAUAAUAAAACCUUCCCACUGCUCUCCCAUCUCUUAAGAUGCAGCAUUAUCUGGAUGUGAACUCUCUGCCAUGAUUUCUUCAUGCAGAAGGGUAGCAUAUCUGUUGCUUUUUAAA